Anisakis simplex (herring worm) is the source of this 1572-nucleotide messenger RNA. Lineage: Eukaryota; Metazoa; Nematoda; Chromadorea; Rhabditida; Anisakidae. The record is from the annotation of a GenBank genome assembly.
GAUGAUGAUCAUUAUUUGAAUGAUGAUGAUUUCGAUGAUGAUGAUGGUGAUGAUGAUGAUGAUUUGGAUGAUAAUGAUGAUGAUGAUGAUUUGUCAGAUGAUGAUGAUAAUGAUGAGGAUGCUAUAGAUGAUUUGGAUUAUGAUGAUUUGAAUGACGUUGAUGCUGAUGAUGAUUUGGAUUAUGAUGAUUUGGAUAAUGAUUUGGUUGAUUAUGUUGAUGAUGAUGAUAAUUUGGAUGAUGAUGAUGAUUUGGUUGAUGAUGAUGAUCAUUAUUUGGAUAAUGAUGAUGAUAACGAUAAUGAUGUUUAUUUGGAUGAUGAUGAUGAUUAUCAUCAAGAUUCAAAUGAAGACUAUGAUGAUGAUUUGGAUGAUGACGAUGAUUUGAAUGAUGAUGAUGAUUUUGAUGAUGAUGAUGAUAUUGAUGAUUUGGAAGAUGAUGAUGAUGAUGAUGAUGAUGGUGAUGAUGAAUUUGAUGAAGACUUGGAUCAUGAUGAUGAUGAUUUGAAUGAUGAUGUUAAUGAGUUGGAUGAUGAAGAUGGUGAUGAUGAUCAUUAUUUGAAUGAUGAUGAUUUCGAUGAUGAUGAUGUUGAUGAUGAUGCUUUGGAUGAAAAUGAUGAUGAUGAUUAUGAUCAUGAUGAUUUGGAUGAUGGUGAUGAUUUGGAUGAUGAUGAUGGUAGUGAUGAUGACGGUGAUGAUGAUGGUGAUGAUGAUUUUGAUGAUGAUGUUUUGGAUGAUGAUGAUUCGGAUGAUGUUGAUUUGGAUGAUUAUUAUGAUGAUUUGGAUGAUGAUGAUGGUGAUGAAUUUGAUGAUGAUGAUUAUUUGGAUAAUGAUGAUGAUAAUGAAGAUGAUGAUGUUGAUUUGGAUGUUGAUGAUGCUGAUGAUUUGGUUGAUGAUUAUGAUGGUAAUGGUGAUGUUGAUGAUGAUGAUGAUGAUGCUGAUUAUGAUGACGAUGGUGAUGAAGAUGAUCAUGAUGAUGAUGACGAUGAUGCUGUUGAUGAUGAUGAUAAUGAUAAUGAUGAUGAUGGUGAUGAAUUGGAUGAUGAUUUGGAUGAUGAUAAUUUGGAUGAUGAUGAUAAUGAUGAUGAUGAUGAUGAUUUUGAUGAUGAUGAUUUGGAUAAUGAUGAUGAUAAUGAUGAUGNUGAUGAUGAUAAUGAUGAUGAUGUUGAUUUGGAUGAUGACGAUGCUGAUGAUGUUUUGGAUUACGAUGAUUUGGAUGACGAUGAUAAUGAUUUGGAUGAUGAUGAUGAUGAGGAUGAUUUGGAUGAUAAUGAUGAUGAUGAUGAUAAUGAUGUUAAUGAUUACUUGGAUGAUGAUGAUUUCAAUGAUUAUGAUGAUGAUGAUGAUGAUGACUUGGAUGCUAAUGAUGAUUAUCUGGAUGAUAAAGAUGGUGAUGAUGAUCAUUAUUUGAAUGAUGAUGAUUUCGAUGAUGAUGAUGAUGAUGAUGUUGAUGAUGAUGAUAUGGACGAUAAUGAUGAUGAUGAUGAUGGUGGUGAUGAUGAUGAAUUUGGUGACGAUUUGGAUGAUGAUGUUGAUGAUUUGUAUGAUGAAGAUGGAGAUGAUGAUCAUUAUUGA